Alosa sapidissima (American shad) is the source of this 1191-nucleotide messenger RNA. RefSeq names its product secretagogin-like. Gene Ontology annotation, cellular component: dendrite; cytosol; synapse. Lineage: Eukaryota; Metazoa; Chordata; Actinopteri; Clupeiformes; Clupeidae. Gene Ontology annotation, molecular function: calcium ion binding. Gene Ontology annotation, biological process: regulation of long-term synaptic potentiation; regulation of presynaptic cytosolic calcium ion concentration. The transcript has 11 exons. The coding region runs from base 103 to 921 and encodes 272 amino acids. The record is from RefSeq and is a predicted model, not a curated record.
AGCAGUCAGUUGCUUUCAGUUUCUCAGUGGAGAGCAUACGCGUAAAGUCUCUCGCCUCUUCUCUCCAUUCACUUGACUGGCAUCCGAGCCCAGUUCUUCGCAAUGGAGAGCGCUUUCGACAACUUGGACGCAGCAGGAUUUCUGGAAAUUUGGCAACAUUUUGAUUCUGAUGAUAAUGGCUAUAUUGAGGGGAAGGAACUCGACGAUUUUUUCCGGCAUAUGAUGGAGAAACUGGCACCCCAGGAUCAGGUAACAGAAGAGAAGGUCCAGCAGCUCAAGCAGCGCUUCAUGUCCGCCUAUGAUGACUCAGCAGACGGGCGUCUACAAAUUCAAGAGCUGGCAAACAUGAUUCUCCCAGAGGAUGAGAACUUCCUGUUGGUCUUUCGUAGGGAAACCCCUCUGUAUAACAGCGUUGACUUUAUGAAGAUCUGGAGGAAGUAUGACAUGGACAGCAGUGGCUAUAUCAAUGCCAUGGAGUUAAAGAGUUUCCUAAAGGACCUGUUUGCCCAGCAUAAAAAAGAUGUCCCCUCCUCUAAGUUGGAUGAAUACACAUAUGCCAUGAUUAAAACUUUUGACAAAAAUAAAGAUGGGCGUUUGGAUCUAAAUGAUUUAGCCAGGAUUCUGGCUUUACAAGAAAACUUCCUGUUGCAGUUUAAGAUGGAUGCAUCCAGUCAAGAGGAUCGGAAACGUGACUUUGAAAAGAUAUUUUCCCACUAUGAUGUUAGCAAGACUGGAGCCCUAGAGGGGCCGGAGGUGGACGGCUUCGUAAAGGACAUGAUGGAGCUGGUCAGGCCCAACAUCACUGGACCUGAGCUGGACAAGCUUCGGGCCAUCCUCUUGCGCCACUGCGACGUCAACAACGACGGGAAGAUCCAGAUUAACGAGCUGGCCCUUUGUCUGGGGUUGAAGUCCAAACCCUGAAGUUCUGGCCUACUGCUCGGGCUCAUCUGGGUGUCUGUGAAAAGCACUGACAGGAUCUGCAUGGGUCAACGGACCAAGUUAGGAAGUGUAUGUAUUUGUGUUAGACUUAUAUGAACUGUUUUUGUGCAUAUAAAGAAGAGAUGAAGCUACUCGAUAUUUCCCUUUGUAGCAAUCCAUUUUUAAGCUUUGUGAAUUGUGAGUGUUGUGUUACUACUUCAGAUAGCUUUCUUGCUGUAGGUAAAUACCUAUUAAAACUGCAAAUCAAUUGAA